This is a messenger RNA of Ziziphus jujuba (common jujube), 1088 nucleotides long. RefSeq names its product iron-sulfur assembly protein IscA-like 1, mitochondrial. Gene Ontology annotation, biological process: iron-sulfur cluster assembly. Gene Ontology annotation, molecular function: 2 iron, 2 sulfur cluster binding. NCBI's taxonomy places the organism in Eukaryota, Viridiplantae, Streptophyta, Magnoliopsida, Rosales, Rhamnaceae. The record is from RefSeq and is a predicted model, not a curated record. Gene Ontology annotation, cellular component: cytoplasm; mitochondrion. Bases 375 to 788 code for a protein of 137 amino acids. The transcript has 3 exons.
GAUUUUUGUGUAAUCCCAUCUAGAUUUUCUUUCUGAUUAGGGUUCGUGUCUUCAUAUUAUUAUUACCUUCACAUUGAAACAAUUGCUCUUUGAGUUUUGGUUUAAAAAAAAAAAUGUUUGGCUGCGAAGAAAAGUGAAUGAAGUUCAAUUUCCUUCUAAUUAAUUAUCGUUAUCAUUAUUUUUCCAGUUCUUCUGAGCUUUGAAUUAAUUCUUUGUACCCCAAUUUUAAUUUUUUUUGUUUAUUUAUAUGAAAUCAGCACUGUACCUCCUAAGCGAUUACAGUGUUACCCCAUUAUUGGACUAGGAAUUUCAAAUCUGUAGCUGAGAAAAAAAAACACAAAAAAAAAAUUAAAAGGCAAACGAAGAGAGUGAAAAUGGCAGCUCCUUCUUCAUCUUCAUUGUUGUCGAAGGUGGGACCAGCCUUCAAACGCCAAGCCCUGAGCAUAACGGACGCCGCCGCCGCUAGAAUACGCCACCUUCUUCAACAGCGCCAGCGCCCUUUUCUUCGGCUCGGCGUCAAGGCUCGCGGCUGCAAUGGCUUAUCCUACACCCUCAAUUAUGCUGAUGAGAAAGGUAAGUUUGAUGAGUUAGUCGAAGACAAAGGUGUGAAGAUAUUGAUUGAUCCAAAGGCCCUAAUGCAUGUUAUUGGAACGAAGAUGGAUUUUGUUGACGACAAGCUUAGGUCUGAGUUUAUUUUUAUCAAUCCAAAUUCAAAAGGCCAGUGUGGUUGUGGAGAGUCCUUUAUGACAACAAGUAGUUCGGCUGCUACUAAGCAAGGAGGUAGGUAAGUAUCAUAACAAACUCACUGUUGAAUCAUAGCCCCUGGUAGUCUUGUACAUCUUGGAAAUUGAAGGACCACACUGGGAAUUACUGAAAUUGUUGUCAAAAGUACGUACUGGUUAAAUUGAUGUCGAAGCAGAGUAUGGAGUUUUAUAACUUUUAUUGUUAUUUUUCUCAGUUUUUUUGUUUUUUUUUAAAUAUAUUCUAUAUUUAUUUAUAUAAAUUAGAAGUUAUAGAAAUAUUGUUUUGUCUUCUGGUGAGCGCCUGCCAGUGUAAUUCAACAUCUUUUGCCAUUAGGGCAUCUCUAA